Molecule: messenger RNA, 669 nt
Organism: Colletotrichum karsti
Lineage: Eukaryota; Fungi; Ascomycota; Sordariomycetes; Glomerellales; Glomerellaceae
Product: hsp20-like protein
Exons: 1
Coding region: 1-669 (222 amino acids)
Biological process (GO): response to salt stress; response to heat; response to hydrogen peroxide
Source: RefSeq, a predicted model, not a curated record
AUGGCUUUCUUCCCCCGCAACUUCUACAACUCCAACGACGCCUCCUUCACCCCCCUCUUCCGCCUUCUCGAGGACUUCGACAACUACUCUCGCCAGGGCAGUCAGAACGGCACCACCACCCGCGGCACUCACCGCAACCACGUCCCGACCUUCCAGCCAAAGUUCGAUGUCCGCGAGGUCGAGGACGCCUACGAGCUCCACGGUGAGCUCCCGGGCAUGAAGAAGGAGGACGUCUCCAUCGAGUUCACCGACCCCCACACCCUCCACAUCCGCGGCCGUGUCGAGCGCACCUACACCGCAGGCACCCCGCCCGCCGGCCUCCUCCAGCAGGGCACCGAGAUGAGCGGCGCCCUCACCGACGGCAAGGAGGAGCGUCCUCGCUCCGCCUCCGCGCACAAGGCCACCGUCGAGGACGAGAACGAGGCCGAGUCCACCUCCGCCAACACCGUCGCCGAGGUUGACAAGAAGAAGGACCAGCAGCCGCAGGGCCCCGUCGACAACGCCAAGUACUGGGUCUCUGAGCGCAGCGUCGGCGAGUUCAGCAGAGUCUUCAACUUCCCGGGCCAGAUCAGCCAGGAGAACGUCUCUGCCAAGUUCCAGGACGGUAUCCUCACGAUCCGGGUCCCCAAGGCUCCCAAGCACGAGACCCGCCGCAUCCAGGUCAACUAA